Molecule: messenger RNA, 480 nt
Organism: Amoebophrya sp. A25
Lineage: Eukaryota; Dinophyceae; Syndiniales; Amoebophryaceae
Source: the annotation of a GenBank genome assembly
CUCUGUGCUUGUUAUUUAUUACAAUCUCUUUAUCGUGGGAGUUUGUGUAGUUUGUGUAUGAUAUCUACCACUUCGAUUGCACACUCGUAUUGCAAUCGCCACAACGGUGAUGUAGACAGUAAGACUGCUCAUUUGAUAAAUUGGCUUGAUAGAAGAAUCAGAAUGCCAUACCCAUAUUAGCUAGAAGAGGUCCGCUGCCCUUGCUGAGAUCUAAGCUCUUCUCUUUAUCUUCUACGAAGGUACCUAAAUGUCAAACGGCCACUUCAAUUCUGGAACAAGAAUAGGUCACGAGGUAGUAUGACGUGACAUGACUGAAAUGACACGAUGAAGAACCCCUGGGCCGCAGCUCAUUAAUGAAAUACUGGGCAGAUUGUGGAGAGGCAACACUCUUUCAUGACAUUAUGAAGAGGCAAUUCGUCGGAGUUACAGGUACCAAGGACGCACUUUUUCACAUUAGUUUUGUUUCAGAGAUCUUUCGUG